Molecule: messenger RNA, 3249 nt
Organism: Asterias rubens (European starfish)
Lineage: Eukaryota; Metazoa; Echinodermata; Asteroidea; Forcipulatida; Asteriidae
Product: membrane-bound transcription factor site-1 protease-like
Exons: 22
Coding region: 337-3249 (970 amino acids)
Biological process (GO): proteolysis
Cellular component (GO): Golgi apparatus
Molecular function (GO): serine-type endopeptidase activity
Source: RefSeq, a predicted model, not a curated record
GUGUGUGUAUGUACAAAACACGGCCUGCUGAAAUAAAAAUACAUGUAGUGCUCAAACAAGCUCUGCAAGCUGUCUCUUCUGUUCUGCAGUAUUACUGUGUGUCGUGACUCGCGAAUUUUGGAUCAACACCACUGAAAAUGUAGAAUUUAGGAACUUCAACCAAUGAGCAGGAAAAACGAGACUCUGCAUAUGAAACUUCGUCUGAAACAGGGAGGACAACCUGUGGACUUUAUUAAACACCACCAUCUCUGUCUACAAGGACACCAUGUAUAGUUGACACGAGGUCAAAGGUCACAGUUCACCCAACCCCAACUCGAAACAAUACACGCCUUCACCAUGAGGGUGUGCGUAAACUAUUCCUCGAUGCUGAUUUUAAUUUGUACAAUAGCAAGCCAGUUGAUUUUAACGAGCCAAUCCGGAAUUGGCGGGGAUUAUUCAGGGAGCCUGUUUUCACCUUGCGGCUUUUUUAACGACACAGAUGACAUUCCAGACAUCAAAACAGAUUUUUCUACACAACUUGUUAGUAAUGAGUAUAUUAUCACAUUUAAGAGGUACUACAGUCAGCAGACUCGACUGAACUUCAUCUCCGCAGCUUUGAGGACAAUCAUGUCACUCUCUUGGAGUGUGAAGCCCCGUUCAAACUCUGCCACUAAGUACCCAAGCGACUUUGAAGUACUCGCGAUCAUAGCCGAGAAGGAAGAGAGUCUCAAAGCAUUAGAGCAGCAUCCAUCCAUUAAACAAGUCACUCAACAAAAGCAAAUUACCAGAUCCAUCAAGUCUGAAUCUAAUCAUGCUGAAGCUGAAGAUGAUUCUGACGACACACACGACUGUAACAGCUCCACCGAUCCUUUGUGCUGGGCACCCAAGUGGAAAUCCUCUCGACCAAUGAGAAGAGCCAGUCUGGGCUUGACACAGGGGUCAUCGCUCUGGCAGUCAACAGGUCACCAUAGCAACAGACGGUUACUACGUGCAGUACCCAGGGAAAUCACAGACAUCAUGGAAGCAAACGUUCUAUGGGAUAUGGGUUUCACAGGAGCUGGCAUCAAUAUAGCCGUCUUUGACACUGGCCUAAAGGAAAAACACCCCCAUUUCAAGAAUGUAAUGGAGCGGACCGAUUGGACAGAUGAGAAGAAACUGAAUGAUGGACUGGGUCAUGGCACUUUUGUUGCGGGGGUGAUUAGCAGUACUAUGGAUUGUAAGGGAUUUGCCCCCGACGCUAACUUGUACAUAUUUAGAGUGUUCACAAACAGCCAGGUCUCCUACACCUCCUGGUUCCUUGAUGCCUUCAACUAUGCAAUCCUUAAGAAGAUCAAUGUUUUGAAUCUUAGCAUCGGGGGACCAGACUUCAUGGACCACCCCUUUGUUGACAAGGUUUGGGAGCUGACUGCCAACAAGGUCAUUAUGGUUUCAGCUAUUGGAAAUGACGGACCUCUAUAUGGGACGUUAAACAACCCUGCUGAUCAGAUGGAUGUCAUUGGUGUCGGUGGUAUCAAUUUUGAAGAUAACAUCGCAAAGUUUUCCUCUCGUGGUAUGACCACAUGGGAGUUACCAGGUGGUUACGGUCGACUCAAGCCAGACAUCGUUACAUAUGGCUCGGCUGUCAGGGGAUCAGGCAUGACCCAAGGCUGCAGGACGCUUUCUGGAACCUCAGUGGCUUCACCUGUCGUAGCAGGUGCUGUUGGGUUAUUGGCAAGUUCUAUAGCGGACCGCCAGUGGGUUUUAAACCCGGCCAGUAUGAAGCAAGCUUUGAUGGCCUCGGCACGCCGUCUGCCUGACACCAACAUGUUUGAGCAGGGUCACGGCAAGCUGGAUCUCGUCAAAGCGUAUCAGGUGCUGAGCAGUUACCAACCUCAGGCAAGUUUGAGUCCGAGCUACAUUGACCUGACAGAGUGCCCCUACUUCUGGCCAUACUGCACCCAGCCGAUCUAUCAUGGAGCUAUGCCAACUGUUGUUAAUAUAACCAUAUUGAACGGCAUGGGAGUGACAGGGCAGGUGGUUGACAAACCGACGUGGCAGCCAUUUACACCACAGAAUGGAGACUACAUCGAGGUUGCGAUGUCGUAUUCUCCCAUCCUAUGGCCAUGGUCAGGGUACUUAGCAGUGUCCAUUACAGUAUCUAGCAGUGCCACAUUAUGGCAGGGUAUAGCCCAGGGGCAGAUAACUCUCACGGUAGAAUCACCACCAGACAAUGGGGAGGAGAAGCCAAGGAGGUCGGUUCUCGAGCUACCAGUGAAGGUUCAGGUGGUACCCACACCCCCACGUAACAAACGCAUCCUAUGGGAUCAAUACCACAAUCUACGCUACCCGCCCGGGUACUUCCCACGUGAUAAUCUACGCAUGAAGAACGACCCCUUAGACUGGAAUGGGGACCAUGUGCACACAAACUUUAAAGCCAUGUAUGAACACCUAAGAACAGCUGGAUUCUUUGUAGAGGUCCUGGGAGCACCGUUUACAUGCUACGAUGCUAAAGAAUAUGGAACGCUCCUUAUAGUGGACCCAGAAGAGGAGUUCUUCCCCGAGGAAGUGACGAAACUGAAGCGAGACAUCGACCAAGGCCUGUCGGUCAUCAUCUUUGCCGACUGGUACAACGUGACCGUCAUGAAGAAAGUGAAAUUCUACGAUGAAAACACAAGGCAAUGGUGGAUGCCGGAUACUGGUGGCAGUAACAUUCCAGCCCUGAAUGACCUCCUAUCUCCAUGGGGGAUGGCGUUUGGUGACGGAGUCUUUGAAGGAGACUUUGAACUUGCGGAAAAUAGAGCUACUUACUCAUCCGGGAGUAGCAUCAUCAAGUUCCCCUCAGGAGGCCUCUUGAUUCAUCAGACCCUGCAGGACCAGGGUCAAGAGGUCAUUCAUGGGAAGGCUGAUCAAGUCAGUAAUGUACCCAUUCUAGGGCUGUAUCAACACAGCCUAGAGUCUGGGCGGAUUGUACUGUAUGGUGACUCCAACUGCCUUGAUAGUAGUCAUAUGAAGACAGAUUGCUUCUGGCUUUUGGAGGGGCUAUUGCAGUACACAGCGUAUGAUAACCUAUCACCAAUGUUCACCCAGGCCCGGAAAUCAUCCCAUUCUCCCACCGGUCCCCUGCCUCCAGUUGGUUCCCUGCCCACCAGGAUGGAAGGUAAUCACCUUUACCGGUACUCUAAGGUAUUAGACGCCCACCAGCUGGGUACCCAAAAGCCACGCCCUCUCCCUGGGUGCCCCACCCUAGCCUGGACCAAAGGAGAACCCCUCAACAUCUCAGCGCCCAGGUAA